Molecule: messenger RNA, 1219 nt
Organism: Acanthopagrus latus (yellowfin seabream)
Lineage: Eukaryota; Metazoa; Chordata; Actinopteri; Spariformes; Sparidae
Gene: six9
Product: SIX homeobox 9
Exons: 3
Coding region: 2-853 (283 amino acids)
Biological process (GO): regulation of transcription by RNA polymerase II
Cellular component (GO): nucleus; transcription regulator complex
Molecular function (GO): RNA polymerase II cis-regulatory region sequence-specific DNA binding; DNA-binding transcription factor activity, RNA polymerase II-specific
Source: RefSeq, a predicted model, not a curated record
GAUGAGUCAUGACAAACACACACAUUUAUGUUCACUCCGUCCACGGAGGCUCCAGCUCUCUCCAGUACAAACUUCAGAGAGGUUGUUCAAAUUAUAUUCAUCUUCACGCAGACUUAAUCUCAGGACUUUUUGGGAUCCUCUCGCAACAGCAAUGAUCUUCACAGGGGAACAGGUGGCUUGUCUGUGUGAAGUCCUUCUGCAGAGUGGUCGCGUAGAUUGUCUUGCUGGCUUCCUCCACACUCUUCCUCCUCCCUCCCUCUCGUCUCCUCCUUCCCCCGGGGAGCUGGAGAGCGUGCUGAAGGCAAAAGCCGCAGUGGCCUUUAACCAGGGCCACUUCAUUGACCUCUACGCCCUGCUGGAGGGCUUCCACUUCUCCCCUCGCAGCCAACCGCUCAUGCAGCAGCUCUGGCUCAGAGCCCACUACAUAGAGGCUGAGAGGCAGAGGGGCCGACCCCUGGGAGCUGUGGGGAAGUAUCGCGUAAGGAGAAAGUUUCCUCUACCACGCACCAUCUGGGAUGGAGAGGAGACCAGCUACUGUUUCAAGGAAAAAUCAAGAAGUAUUCUCCGGGAGUGGUACCGCCACACACCUUACCCCUCCACCCGGGAGAAGCGGGAGCUGGCAGCAGCCACCGGCCUGACGACCACACAGGUCAGCAACUGGUUCAAGAACCGCCGGCAGAGGGACCGAACCACGGACGUCACCGGUUUCCAAACAUCUCGCUCUGGAAGAACCUCCGCUGAGGUCGAUCCUUCCUCCGACAAUGACUGUUCUCCUCCAGGCAGCCCACAUCCCCGAUACCACUGGCGCCCACCUCCACCCCUCUGUCACCCUCCACCUCUUCUUCAUUAUUGAAUCUGCCCUGCAAAUGUUAUGUUGUCAUUUAUAUUUAUUGCUUCUGUCCUAGUAAUUGUUUUGUUUUGCUCCUGCUUGAAUGCAAAGUUCAUUUUCUGGUGCCAGACAAACAAAUUCUUUGCAAAACGUGAUAUUGGAACGUGACUAAAACACACACAAAACACCACACAAGUGUCAUGCAUCUGGAUUGAAUUCAAGGUACCAGUUCACAGACAUGCUGUACAGCUCAUCCUUAAAAACAGUGUCCCCACGUGGUAUCAAAACAUUUAUAACAAUCAGCUUCUUCAGCUUGUUAAAAGGGAAGAUAUGGUGCGAUGGUGCUGGUAAAAUAUUCCCACUGAAACAAAUAAAAUCAUUUUUACUUUA